Chenopodium quinoa (quinoa) is the source of this 1132-nucleotide messenger RNA. RefSeq lists its product as uncharacterized. The transcript has a single exon. NCBI's taxonomy places the organism in Eukaryota, Viridiplantae, Streptophyta, Magnoliopsida, Caryophyllales, Amaranthaceae. The record is from RefSeq and is a predicted model, not a curated record. The coding region runs from base 627 to 989 and encodes 120 amino acids.
AGUCAAAUUACUCAAAUACAUGCCAUACCACCUUCCUCUUCUUUGUCUCUCUUUUAUGCCACUAAGUGAGAAACUAGCUUAAUUAAUAGCCCACGUCUAUCUAAUUUUUUUUAAUGGCAGUAAUAAAAUUUUAUAAUUCUCAUAAUAUGGUGGUAUCAAACCCAUUUUUCUGAAGUCUAUCCCACUUGCAUUUGCUAGGCUUUGUAAAGUUUUCGUCCCCAAUCAAGAUCCUCCGAUAAUCUCUUUCUCUUAAACAAAUAAAAAUUACAUAUUUUAACGUGGGAAAAAUUGGGUCAACGGAGAUUUUUUUUUUUUUUUGGCUAAUCAAGGUUAUAGUUUUCCUCUCUAAUAAAAAUUACAUAUUAUAUAAAGAGAAAAGAUGGACCAAUCAGAGUUAUUAUUGCAAAUCAAGGUCGUAGUAAUACUCUCUAAUUGAAAUUACAUAUAAUCUCUAAACUUGUAAGUUCCCAAAUUUUACGAGUAAUAUUUAUGUCAAUUUUUUUUUUCUACUUCUAAUUAUUACUCCAUAUCAUCUUUCUUGCUCUAGCAAAGUUCUAAUACUUCAUUAGUAUUAAAGUAUAAUAAGCUAUUUUGGGCAAGAAACGUACAUAAACACAACCUACUAAAUGGAGAAAAAUGAAUAUUCAGAAAAGGGUGAAUUAGUGAAUGAGCUUGUUGAAGGGAGAGAUCUUACCAAGCAGCUGUUGCUGAUGAUUCUCAACAAUGAACAACCACGGUCAUCCUCUAGCAACGACGACAACGAUGCGUACGGAUUGAUUGCUCAAAAGAUAUUAGCCAAGUUUGAGAGGUCAUUACAGAUCUUGCAAUAUGAUCCAAGCAACAACCAAUCUAAGUCUAAGUUGUUUCAACAAACUACAACUGAUUCUCCUUAUUCUUUCAGUGGAAGCCCUAAAAGUCAAGACUCUGAAAAUAAUGCUGAUUUCAAACAUCCAUCUGACCUUAAAAAUGAUCCCAAAAAAUUGAGGUAAUGCAAUUUUUUUUUUUUUUUUUUUUUUAAAAAAAAAUAUAUGUUAUAAUCUGAUCUAUACUAGGAUUUUAUUUUAUUUAUUACACAUAUAGCUAAAUUUAUUUUCUCCUCACCACAAAAAAAAAAAAAAAAAAAAAAAAAAAA